AUGCUCUGGUGGACGCUUGCCUGUCGCUCUUUGUGUUUGGUAGCGCUACUGGUGGUGGCCAGUUGUGUUGGGAGCGAUACAAAGAGAGGGGCAGACGAAGGAUCACGGAGCUCCUCAGGGAAAGGCAGCAGCACAGUCAGCAAUGCAGGAGGUUCCACUAGCCGCAGAUACCAUCGGCUUCAGCAUGGACAAUGCACCUACACUUUUAUACUCCCGGAAGGCGAUGGGUCCUGUCGUGAGAAUAAAGCGGGCGUACAGUACAAUGCCAAUUCACUUCAGAGAGACUCUCCACCACCUGAGCCUGACUUCUCCAGCCAGAAGAUUCAGCAGUUGGAGCACAUCAUGGAGAAUUACACACAGUGGUUACAGAGGAUUGAGAACUCCAUAAAAGAGAGCAUGAAAGCAGAGAUGGCCCAGUUAUAUCACAGUGCAGUCCAUAAUCGCACUGCAGCCAUGCUGGAAAUGGGAACCAACCUUUUGUCCCAGACAGCCGAACAGACCCGCAAGCUGACUGAUGUCGAGACGCAGGUCUUGAAUCAGACGUCUAGACUGGAGAUUCAGCUGCUGGAGAAUUCACUAUCCACCAACAAGCUGGAGAAGCAGCUAAUGGUGCAGACCAAUGAGAUCAGCAAGCUCCAUGACAAGAAUGGGUUUCUGGAAGUAAAGAUGCAGGAAAUGGAGGCAAGGCACAGAGAGGAGCUGGAGGUCCUCAGGGAGGAAAAGAGCAAUCUUCAGACGCUGGUAAUCAGGCAGAGUGGCGUGAUUCGGGAGCUAGAGGCUCAGCUGGGCAAAGCCACGGGUAACGGCACAAUGCUGCAGAGACAGCAGCAGGACCUGAUGGACACUGUCCACAGCCUUCUUAAUCUCUGCUCCAAGGAUGGAGUGGUACCUAAUAGAACAAAGCAAGCAGAUGAAGAGAAGAAAUUUCGAGACUGUGCUGAUCUGUACGAGGCAGGCUUCCAAAAGAGUGGGGUAUAUACAAUCAACAUUAGUCCUCAAGAGACUAAAAAGGUAUUUUGUAACAUGGAGUCUGCUGGGGGAGGAUGGUUAGUAAUUCAACACCGUGAGGAUGGCAGUGUUGACUUUCAAAGAACAUGGAAAGAAUACAAAAUGGGCUUUGGGAGCGUAUCAGCCGAGCACUGGCUGGGGAACGAGUUUGUGUUCAUGCUGACCAGUCAGAAGCAGUACACUCUCCGCGUAGAGCUCAUCGACUGGGAUGGACAUCAGGCUUUCUCACAAUAUGAACGGUUUCACAUUGGCAACGAGAAAAACAACUACAGAUUGUCAUUGAAGAGUCACAGUGGGACAGCAGGGAGACAAAGUAGCAUGGUGAUGCAUGGAGCAGACUUCAGCACCAAAGACAUGGACAACGACAACUGCAAUUGUAAAUGUUCCUUGAUGUUAACUGGAGGCUGGUGGUUUGAUGCCUGCGGCCCCUCAAACCUGAAUGGAAUGUACUACACCCAGGGUCAACACAUUGGCAAACUCAAUGGCAUCAAGUGGCAUUAUUUUAAAGGACCAAGUUACUCUCUCCGAGCUACCACCAUGAUGAUACGACCUCUGGACUUUUCAAAGAGCGCUCAGUGAGAACAUAAUUACAUUACACUUUUUAAGAGGCUCGAGUUGCUACUUGGAUGGUGUGACUGGGAUUGUUUGCGAUAACCCACCUCUGAUGGAAACAUGGAUUCUGGGAAUAGAACCAAGUUCUAUUAUUAUCAUGCAUGCUGGCAGGUCACAGUGAACUGCUGUGGCUGGCACAUCACUUUUGAUAGAAGCAAACUGGAUGUCCAAGGUCUAAGGUCUAUUUGAAUCAUUAGUGUCUUCGAUGAACUUGCCGCAGCUGGAAUGACUUAAGAAAACUAGAAGUGAAUCAUUAAUUUUUUUGUACAAAAUGCAGUUUUAUGUGUUCAGUUUAUCUUUAACACGUAAAACACUUGUUUUGUAUUUUUUUUAAUUAUUCCUUUGUACCUGCAUUUAAUUUUGUGUAUUUCUGGUCAUGAAAGUAAAACCAA
Molecule: messenger RNA, 2012 nt
Organism: Trichomycterus rosablanca
Lineage: Eukaryota; Metazoa; Chordata; Actinopteri; Siluriformes; Trichomycteridae
Gene: angpt1
Product: angiopoietin 1
Exons: 9
Coding region: 1-1587 (528 amino acids)
Biological process (GO): Tie signaling pathway; angiogenesis
Molecular function (GO): receptor tyrosine kinase binding
Source: RefSeq, a predicted model, not a curated record